AUGUCAGCCGAUGACCAACAAUUCCUCGACGUUCUGUCGUCGAUACCCAACCACGUCAAAAAAUACUCGUCUGAAGUCGCAGAUGUGAUCGACCGCCAUGUCGACAAGCUCGCAGAGCAGUUCCGGGAGACACUGUCAUCCCAGGACUGGAUACCAGACGCUGUCCGCCCGCGCGGCAGACCUCCACCACCCCCGGCAACCAUAUCAUCGUCAGUAUACGACAGAGCUCAGGACUGGGUCUCAAGACACAAGCUGCUGACGGGCCUUGUGGUCCUGACCACGGGCGUGAUCGUGUACCGAGGCUACAAGAAGGGAAAGUCCAGUCGGAAGACGCGGAGGGCCAAGCGCGCACGGAACGGUGGCCGGCUUGAGGUCGUGGUCAUUGCUGGCGACCCGAAGCUGCCCCUCACAAGAUCGCUUUCGUUGGAUAUGGAGAGACGCGGGUUUAUUGUGUACAUUGCCUGUAAUACCUUGGAUGAUGAAGCUACGGUUCAAAACCUGUCGAGACCAGACAUUCGGCCGUUGGGAAUAGAUAUCACCGAUCCUCCCAGCGCUGGCGCUUCCAUCGAACGCUUCGCACAAUACCUAUCUCUAACUCACGCCGCUGUUCCGGGCGCAAAGCAGAACUACCUCACCCUCAGAUCCGUCAUUCUCAUCCCCUCUCUAAACUAUCAGACGUCGCCAAUAGCAACGAUUCCACCGUCCAGUUUCGCGGAUCUUUUCAACACACACCUUCUCCACCCCAUUCUCACCAUUCAAGCAUUCCUUCCACUCUUAACCGCCAGGCUCAACUCCUCUUCGAGUGCCGAGAAGACGCCCCCGAAAGUCCUCGUCUUCACUCCCUCCAUCAUGUCGUCCAUAAACCCACCCUUCCAUGCCCCUGAGGCAACAGUCUGCUCUGCCCUAUCAGCUUUCACCGAGGUCCUGGCCGGCGAGCUCAGACCGUUAUCCAUACCGGUAACGCACGUACAGCUGGGCACAUUCGAUUUCUCAGGCUUCACACCAGCAUCUCUUCGCUCCCAACAACCCAGCGGCCUCCUCACCGCCCCACCGGCGGAGACGCUCACCUGGCCCGACGCUGCGAGGAAGACAUAUGGGCGAAAUUUCGUCAACACUUCUACCUCGGCAAUCUCGGCCGGUCGGGUCCGCGGCAUGAGAGGAUCCUCACUCAGAGACUUGCACAACGCCGUAUUUGAUGUUAUCGAUGGUUCGAAUACCAGCGGCGUGGUACGGGUGGGCCUGGGUGCGGAACUAUACGGCUUUGUUGGGCGGUGGAUACCGCGUACCUUUGUUCAGUGGAUGAUGGGUAUGAGAAGAGUGGAUGAUCUGGCGAGCUGGCAGGGUAGCCAUCAGCCAAGCCCAAAAUUGGGCAGUGAGCAUGGGGAUGGAGAGGGGUCGAGCCGGUUCGGGUCGGACUCUCAGUACAUAAGUGUUAACCAGGAGAGUGCCGACGCAAACAUUUGGAAGGAGGGAUGA
Molecule: messenger RNA, 1476 nt
Organism: Diaporthe amygdali
Lineage: Eukaryota; Fungi; Ascomycota; Sordariomycetes; Diaporthales; Diaporthaceae
Exons: 3
Coding region: 1-1476 (491 amino acids)
Source: RefSeq, a predicted model, not a curated record